Molecule: messenger RNA, 3044 nt
Organism: Corticium candelabrum
Lineage: Eukaryota; Metazoa; Porifera; Homoscleromorpha; Homosclerophorida; Plakinidae
Product: regulator of MON1-CCZ1 complex-like
Exons: 16
Coding region: 8-1492 (494 amino acids)
Biological process (GO): regulation of autophagy
Cellular component (GO): late endosome membrane; lysosomal membrane; Mon1-Ccz1 complex
Molecular function (GO): protein binding
Source: RefSeq, a predicted model, not a curated record
UUGCAAAAUGACGACAUCGUCAGGUCAUUAUAUUGUGUUGUCGCAAAAUCCGUUGCGUUUUGAACCUGUAGGUCGGUCCAACAGCGUCUUUUUUGAUGAAGCAAACAAAGAGGUGUUUGCUGUUAGUGGAGGAAACAGCGAGGUGUUCGUUAAAAGUUUAGACCGUCGUCGCAAUGCCACUAUCAAAAUACCUAACAAGGGUCCAGUCGCUUCAAUCAAGUUUUCUCUUGAUCAUAAGAUUUUAGCAAUACAAAGAAGUCCACAGAUGGUGGAUUUUGUGAAUUUGGAGAAGAAAGGCGAUGUUUCUGAUUAUUCUCAACAGUGCAAAGGUAAGGUGACUCAGGUCAUUGGAUUUCAAUGGACUGGAAUCAACGAAAUUGUAUUUAUCACUAAUCAAGGCAUUCAGUUAUACCAAGUUAUACCUGAGAAGCAGACAUUGAAAUGUCUGAAAACGUAUAGUGUCAGUGUCAAGUGGUUUGUCUUCUCGUGUGAGCUGAAUGUAUUGCUCUUGUUUUCUGGGCAUUCCAACACGAUUAUUCACCCUUACAUGUUUCGGGCCAGUUCUAUUGUACGUAUUCCCAAGUUUGAUGUGGAAUUGCCACAGGCAGCUACAGGACAGACAAAAGCACGCCUUUUGGAACGAGAUGUCACAAUUGCUUCAUUGUACAAACAAACAUUUGUUGUUGUUGUAAAAAGCUGGUCCAAGAUGUCAGGAGGGGCUGAAAUAGUUCUUUAUUUGCUGACUAAGGAGGCGGUGGCUAGGAAAACUGCUGUGUUGAAAAUGGAUAUAACUGGUCGUUUGGCCAUCAAUGCAGUGGACAACUUGCUACUUGUUCACCAUCAAGCAUCAAAGACUUCUGUGAUGUUUGACAUUUGCUGGGAUGGUCAGCAAUCUGGAGCAGUCACUAUUCAUCACCCAGUUGUCUCUCCUCUUCCCAUUGCUUCGUGUUUUCUUACUAACACAGGACAAUCCGAGAGUGCAGAGGCUGGAGUGAUGUGUGAGCUUUAUUCGGCCAAUUGGGUUGUCUUUCAACCAAACAUUAUUAUUGAUGCAAGACUUGGGUGUUUGUGGGAAGUUUCAGUUGAACUCGAGCCACUUGUUACAAUGAUGCCAGACAAAGCACGGCUUGUUGACUUUUUGUUGUUACGGCAAGACGCUAAGUCUGUCAUUCUUAAUGUGUGUAAGCAAGCCCUCGUUCCUGGAAGGCGUUGCAAUCUACAGACAAUUGCCCGAAUAUUUGACAAGUUGAAUGGUGUCUACAGUGACAGCAUCCAAAGUCACAUUCCAGUAAGUCAGUUGGAGAAUGUUUUGGCAAUAUUUGCUCAUCAAAUAUAUAAAGCUCAAAUUGUCUCUGUGUGUGUGUGUGUGUGUGUGUGUGUGUGUGUGUGUGUGUGUGUUUGCGUUUGGCGGCCACGUCUUUUGUCCGUUCGCAACCGAAAUCGGCACACACACUCGGCACGCACAGAGGAAGGUUUGCGUAAAAAAAAUUAAAAAAAUAAUGCACCGGGUCCUCUCUAGAGGGGUCUACCCACGUGUAAAAUUUCUCGACGACGCAAAUGCUACACAUUGCAGUUCAUUCGAACACACGCCCGCACCAGUCCCGUGUAGAGUGUAUGCAUCGUCAUCCUUCGCAAAGCUUCGAGCAAUCGAAUAUCUCUUGCCGAUGAAACUUACUCUUCUAGCGCUUUCGUUUCUCUUCAAAUUCCGAUUGCAUUUGCGCCGAAUCCAACCUACACAUUUUCUGCAGCAAGCGCUACACGGGGAGUGUGUCGAUUGCCAUCGAAACAAGCGCGAAGAGCAAGAUUCGAAUUCAUUCAGCACAUCCGGGACCUCGCAACAAAGAUUGCACGUGACGUGUCCACAGACUUAUCUUUACACUACAGUCUUGUCCGUACAAAGGACGGGCCAUAGAUACUAGUUAUUAAUAUUAUUAGAUUGUUUAUUUAUUUAUAGUACUACUAGCCCACCAUCUCGUUCUCCUCAUGGGCAGAUUAGAUUAGUUGUUAGUAAAUUAAUUUAUUGUUGUAUGCACACACACACACACACACACACACACACACACACACACACACACACACACACACACACACACACACACACACACACACACACACACACACACACACACACACAUUCAUUCAUUCAUUGUCCACUACUCCUGUACGAGUUCACGACUUCUCUACUGAUUAGAAUUUAACCAUCGCUUGUGUGCUUGUUCAUGUGCAUAGAGACCAAUACGAGAAUGACAAUCGCGAUGACAUAUGACGCAUACAUAUUGACUUGUAAUUACUCCUUGAGCCAUUUGCUGGUGUUUGUGUCGUUGUUCUUCUAAUUUUUUCAUUCUGUCAUCCUCAAACUUCUUCAGACCAGAUGACACUUUCUGUCUCCAAACCAAACGAUCAGACGCCAGUGACUCUCAAUUGUCCUGAUUGAUGCCCACAUUCUGCAGAUGAUGAUGCAGCAUGUCUUUAUAUCGAAGUUUUUGGCCACCAGUUCUUCUCUUGGCAUUUAACAACUCUCCAUAGAACACUUGCGUUAGUAGUCUUCUGUCAUUCAUUCUUGUGACAUGACCGACCCAUUGUAGUUGUUGUUUUGUUAUCAUACAUUCAAUCCCUGUCAUACCAGAUCGUUUCAGACCCUCACUAUUUGACACUCUUUCACUCCAAUGAAUUUGCAAGAUAUGACUCAGACUACAAAGAUGGAUUUUUCAAGUUCUUUAAUGUUUCUCCGGUAAAGCGUCCAUGAUUGUGACCCAUAUAAGAGAGUUGUAAGAAUUACUGCCUUGUAUACUUUGAUUUUAGUUUUUACUUUGCUACCUCUUUGACUCCACAACCUCUUUUGAAGUGCACCAUGUGAUCUGUUUGCUUUUUGCAAGUGUAUAGCAAUGCCAUUAUUUAUGGUGCAAUCAUCAGAGAUGACACAACCAAGAUAAGAAAAUGUAGAUACUUUUUAAUGCUUCUCCAGAAACAAAGAUAUCAUCAGCUGUUGUUUCUGCUCCUAGAGCAGGUUGAAACAAACAUUCUGUCUUUUUUAUAUUAAUUUG